Messenger RNA from Pipistrellus kuhlii (Kuhl's pipistrelle), 5859 nucleotides. It is a transcript of the gene TSC22D3, whose product is annotated as TSC22 domain family member 3. The transcript is spliced from 3 exons. The record is from RefSeq and is a predicted model, not a curated record. NCBI's taxonomy places the organism in Eukaryota, Metazoa, Chordata, Mammalia, Chiroptera, Vespertilionidae. Gene Ontology annotation, biological process: regulation of transcription by RNA polymerase II. The coding region runs from base 4166 to 4570 and encodes 134 amino acids.
ACUGUCCAGUCUCCGUCCCACUGUCCUCUGGGAACCAGAAGUAGGAAGGGCUCUUGUCCUAGAGAGUCUGGCUUUGAAGUGGAACAGACCAGAGGGAAUAAUAAGAUACUUCUUCCAGCUCAAAGUUGGCGUGCAGGGCCUCCUGAAAUGGAGGAAGUCGCCUCCGUCCUCAUUAUGCCAACUUCCAUCUAGAAGGCUGUCCCUGAGAGAGGGAGGGUCAGUUAUAUCUGUUUACUAGGUAAUUGCAGAAUCCCAUGGCUGUAGGGCAAUAACUGAGAGCCGGCAGAGGACCUGGCUCAUAAGCUAAGUGCUCUUGCUGUGCUGGUUCAGCCUACCUUGUAAAUGUAGGAUGGGAGAAAGGGAUUUUGGAAACUUUUACAUAAAGUUGUUGGGCUAUUGAAUUCAUAAUCCACUAUUUUCUGCCUGGGGCCUACCUCAAAGCCCAUAGGACACAAGGACUGCUGAGAGCCUCAGGGAUCAGCACUUGACUCAGAAAAGUUAGAUCAGAUAAUAGAUAUCUCACAUGGCAAGCUUCCACUUACUGCAAAAUCUGACACAGCUAUUUUGGACAGAGGAAUUUUCUGGUGUGCUGAGGGUUCAGCAGAAAACCUUUUGGGUUCUUCCUACUUCUCAUCCAUCCCCCCACCUGCCCUUAUUUGAAAAUCUUUCUACAGGGAUACUUAUGUCUGUGUUUUCCCUUAGCAAGUCCUGGGGUCCUGGGAUACAGCCACUGUUGGAUAAGGGAGGAUUAUAAAGUGCCAACUCACUUGGCUGGUGACAGGCGAAUCAAAAGUGUAGAGGGGAUAUGAGAUUGGCUGAGUGUGGGCUGAACCUAGGACAUCCUUUCAAAGUUGAUUUUUAAACUAAAUCCUUGACAUGAGCUUGUUUUCUUAUCAUUGGCUUCAUUCUCUUAAAAUCUGAGCACAGCAAGAAUAGAAAUAAAGGGAGUUAAUUAGGGUGCAAUUCAUGGGGCCCUAGGAACUGGAUGUUAGACUGAACUGUGCAGAUUACUCCAAGACACCACACAUUAUUUGGGAUAUUGUAUACCCCAGGACUACAUAUUCCAUUCUGCAAGCCACCUGGUUGGAUUAAUGUUUUCAAUUCCCCAGACAGAGAGAGCUUUCUUUGAUGGCUGUGUAGCUGCCUUUCAAAAUGAUGUGGAUAAGCACAGCCCUCAUAUUUUAAAAAAAUUGGACACUUUUGAUAUUUUUCCUGUCCCCUGAUACUGCCCUCUCCUGCCACGAGUGCCAGAAAAACUGGCUGUGCUCACAGAGCUCAAAGUCAGGCUCUGGACCGCUCUCUAAUACUGCUGCUGGAGUCCCAGGGCAUUUCUCCUGCCCCUCACCCUUUCUUACGUCUCACCACUUUCCUCGCACCUCCAAACCAACCCCCAGCUACCUGGAAUUACUCAUUCAACAAACCUAUCCCUGCCUCAUAAGUAAAUGUAGUAGGAACAAGGUCUCUAAGUCAGGGCUCUGCAAUUUACUAGCUGUACUAUCUUGGGCAAGGAAGGCUCUCAGACCCUCAUCGCCAUAGUUUCUUUUCAUUGUAAAAUGGUGACAGUGCCUACUCUGCAGGGUUUGUGGCAUAUCCAGACAGUGUCUGGCCCAUAGAUGCUGCUGCUCAGUUAUACUAGCUGUUAUUGUCAGUGGGUCUCAAACUCAGCUUAUUUUUAAUUGAAGUAUAAUUAAUGUAUAAUUCAAAUACAGCCUAGCUAGCAAACUUAACCUCUUUCCUUUUUCCUCCCCAAACUACCUGGAUUUCUCUACCUCCAUCUCAAUGUAAGGGAGUCCCCGCUAAAGGAGCUGUUUUUUCUUCUGUCCUGUGUCCUCGUCCUGGUGGUGUUUUUUUGUGUGUGUGUGUUUUUUUCCUGCCAACAUAGCUUAUUUAUCUCUCCCUUUUCAUCUCUCCCUUGGAAUCUUGGGGUGAGUAGCAACAGUUAGUUUAGGAAAAAUUUACAAACUGAUGAAAAGUCAAUUCACAGACUCUUUCUGGAUUAAGAAAGCUCUAUGUAACACAGAAGACAGACUAAUAUAUCAGAAAAUUCAUUCCAAUAUCAAUUAAGCUCAUGAUUUAAGAGGUUGUUUUCCUUAGCUAAUGUUCUUAAUGACUUAUAAAUAUAGUCUGGACUUUGUUCUGCCUACUACACAAGGUUCUAAGUGCAAACACCAUGUUCAGACAGCUUGUGACCUAACUGUAACAUAAUAUCCUGAGUCUGGGAUUGUCUCCCACCUAAACUGAGGUGAAGAAAUACACCAUCUCUGGCUAGUGUAGUAGGUUUACUUGAAUAAUUCUAUUUCUCAUCCUGUUGCAAACAGAAUGGCCCUUGUGCACAUACUAUGCCACUAGUCGGGUCCAAUGGGAGCCCCACGUCAUAGUAAAUUAUAUUGGCUAUUUUGUGACAUCUGUCCUGGCAGCCUGGAGAAAAUAAAGGCCUUCAGACUGUGCUUCCUGGGAUGGGGGGUUGACAAGGAUGUCAGUGCCAGGCACCUGGUUAGGAGAAAUAUCCUGAAGCAAAUAAUAAUUACCUUUUUUGCUGAUAAGAGUCCCAGUAUUUUUCCAACAGCAAGAUUGCAUUAAGGUAUUUCCUUGGACCACAGCCUGAGUCACAAACUGAUACAUGACUAUUGGCCCUAACCUCAAUCAAACUAUUGUAUGUAUGGUGGAACUCAAUGUUCUCCUUAUGGCCCUGAGUUGUUGUAAAUAAUAUUCUCAGUUGCAUUACCUGUUCUUGUUCUGUCCUGGUUACUUCUUCUGACUGCAAUUCUGUGUGUGUCCACAAGGUGGCCUCGCUUAGGAAAGAGCUGGAGAAAAGGACCUCAAGCCUCUGAUGUCUCUUUUUUUUUUUUUUUUUAAGAUUGAGCCUGAAAAGAUGAAAAUAAAGUUUGAUGGGAACAUAUAUACCUCUUAGUAGGCAACAAUAAACUCAUUUACCUUGUGACUUGGAAUUUGUGCCUGAAGUGCCCUCUAAUCCUAUGUAUGGCUGGACCCAUCACAGGUGUUUUCCUGGAUGGUUUGUGCAUAUAGUCUUGGUUUGUAGUUUUGCUGUCUGUCCUUUUCUGUUUAUAGGAAAGUAACAGAAUAUUGUUUUUAAAAAUAUGAACAUGAAAUCAUGGAUAAUGUUGAAUGUUGAAUGCAGAAUAGGGUGUGGAAACCAAAGAGAAAAAGUCUGGCAUCUUGUGGUCAUUCCAGUGUCCACUCCCCUACCAUUUCCUCUCGCAUCCUCUGUCACCCAACUGGUUUCCAGGUGCUCCCUGUACAUGUUUCCCUCCUACUCAUCUGAGCUCCUGGACACUUUCUCCUCCACACAGGCAAAUUAGCAUGCACAGAUUAGCUCAGAUGUGCGCACACAUCCCAUGCAUGUCACAUUUAGGUCACAAGCUGUCUGUGCACGUGUCGGUACACAGACAGGCAUAUCCAGAGGAGGAGCUGAGUGGAUAGGUGCUAGCGUUGGUGCAGGUCAGCAAGCCCACUGGUUGAAGGGACAUGCGGGUGACAAACUAUGUGGGAAAAAGAGAGACUGAGAAGGCAGGCAAUGGGAAGAAGGCAAGGCUCCUCGUGGUUAGGGUGGGUGCCUAGGGAGUGUGGUGUGUGAUAGCAUUGCAAAGCCUUGGGGAUAUCCUGGCUGACCCCUGAAGAAGAGUUUUUAAAACCAGCACCGCCCUCUACUGCACGCUUUCUAUCUACUGUUAGGGCAUUUGUAUUAAUUUCUCUAAGAAAUCAGUUCCAAUUUGGUUUUUACUGAUCUCCAGAACCCUCGUUGGAGAUGCCAGUUGGCACAAGAAAGUGCUGAACUGUUUACAGUCCCAGCCUCAGGUUCAGGGAGCGGAUGUGGUUUCACUGGGCCACAAAGCCCCGUACACAACUCAUUUGCAUGACUCCUGACGCCAUGUGACGCAGCCGGCUCCUCCUAUAUAAAGAAGCAGGAGCCGAAAUAUCUCCGAGUCUGGGUUGGACUAGCGGCCGUGGAGUUUGUGACACCCUAGGUGACACCCAUCGAGCCACUUCCCUUCAAGUCCGGAGUGCUUGCCUGGCUUUAGGUCCUCUCGGCGGCAGCAUUUGCCCCACUCCUAGCCCCAGGGUCAGCCGCCCAGAGUCCAGGUCCCAGCGGCGCGCCAGCAGCUCCUCUGACAGCCCAGCCGCCCCAGCUCCCUGCAGCCCAGCCAUGAACACCGAAAUGUAUCAGACCCCCAUGGAGGUGGCUGUCUAUCAGCUGCACAAUUUCAACAUCUCCUUCUUCUCUUCCCUGCUUGGAGGAGAUGUGGUUUCCGUUAAGCUGGAUAACAGUGCCUCUGGAGCCAGUGUGGUGGCCUUAGACAACAAGAUUGAGCAGGCCAUGGAUCUGGUGAAGAAUCAUCUGAUGUAUGCUGUGAGAGAGGAGGUGGAGAUCCUGAAGGAGCAGAUCCGAGAGCUGGUGGAGAAGAACUCCCAGCUGGAGCGUGAGAACACCCUCUUGAAGACUCUGGCCAGCCCAGAGCAGCUGGAGAAGUUCCAGUCCUGUCUGAGCCCUGAAGAGCCAGCUCCUGAAGCCUCACAAUUACCUGAGGCCCCUGAUGGUUCUGCAGUGUAAGUGGCUCUGUCCUCAGGGUGGGCAGAGCCACUAAACUUGCUCUACCUAGUUCUUCCCAGUUUGUUUUUGGCUCCCCAAGCGUCAUCUCACGUGGAGAACUUUACACCUAGCAUAGCUGGUGCCAAGAGAUGUCCCAAGGACAUGGCCACCUGGGUCCACUCCAGUGACAGACCCCUGACAAAGAGCAGGUCUUUGGAGGCUGAGUUGCCUGGGGCCUCGUCACCCCCAGGCAGUGAGCCUCUAAUGCCACCACGCCCUGGGGGCUCCCAGGGCCCGGGCAACUUUGCUGUGACUGGCAAAGGAGAAAGGUAGUUUGAUAUGUGAUGCCAGUUUGCUCCUGAAAGUAUAAGGGGAUCUGCUUUUCAUUUCCAUGGACAUCUUUAACAGCUUCACCUGACAACGACUGUUCCUAUGAAGAAGCCACUUGUGUUUGAAGCAGAGGCACCCUCUCUCUUAUCCCCUGCCUCGCCAAAGCAGGGCCACAGAUGGGAGAGAUUGAGCCAAGUCAGCCUUCUGUCGGUUAAUAUGGUAUAAUGCAUGGCUUUGUGCACAGCCCAGUGUGGGAUUACAGCUUUGGGAUGACUGCCUACAAAGUUCUGUUUGGUUAGUAAUGGCAUAGUUUUUCUAUAUAGCCAUACAUGCGUAUAUAUACCCAUAGGGCUAGAUCUAUAUCUUAGUGUAGUGAUGUAUACAUAUAUACAUACACCUACAUUUUGAAGGGCCUAAACAGCUUUGGGAGUAUUGACCAGUUCCUUAUCUCUUAAGGCUAAUUCUUUGACUGUGUUCAUUUACCAAAUUGAUCCAGUUUGUCCUUUAGGUUAAGUAAGACUAAAAAGUAAAAGCAGGGAGAGGGCCAGUCUCUGAAUGUGGCCACAGAUGCCUUGCUGCUGCAAUCCUUGCCCUCUGAAGACAUGUGAGGUCCUCUUUUGAAUGCCAAACCCACCAUUCACUGGUGCUGACUACAUAGAAUGGGGUUGAGAAAAGAUCAGCUGGGACUUCACAUUGUUAUUCAAAACCUUUUUUAAAUGUUUGUGGAAAACUUUCAAGUGAAGAGAACAAUUGGCUUGCUGGUGUCCUUUUGUGGACAAGGGAUAAACAAGGCAAUGGCUUUGACGUGAUGGUGCCUAGGUGAUGUGCUCAGGGGGCUUGUCUCUAGGAUGUUCUGUGGCAGUGAAUACUUUCCACUUUCUGACACCUUAUCCUGAUGUAUGUCUCCAGGAUUUGGAUUUUGAUUUCUCAAAUGUAGCUUGAAAUUUCAAUAAACUUUGCUCUUUUUUUCUAAAAAUAAA